Sander lucioperca (pikeperch) is the source of this 6785-nucleotide messenger RNA. RefSeq names its product HEAT repeat containing 1 (gene heatr1). The record is from RefSeq and is a predicted model, not a curated record. The transcript has 45 exons. Gene Ontology annotation, molecular function: snoRNA binding. NCBI's taxonomy places the organism in Eukaryota, Metazoa, Chordata, Actinopteri, Perciformes, Percidae. Gene Ontology annotation, cellular component: t-UTP complex; small-subunit processome; 90S preribosome. Gene Ontology annotation, biological process: maturation of SSU-rRNA from tricistronic rRNA transcript (SSU-rRNA, 5.8S rRNA, LSU-rRNA); positive regulation of transcription by RNA polymerase I. Bases 124 to 6573 code for a protein of 2149 amino acids.
CUGGGCUGUGAUUGGCUAGUACUCGGCGUGACGUCACGUAACCCGGAUGAAGAAUCAGCCAGAACGAGGUCUCUUCACACAUGUGUUUCUUCCUUCGAGUUAAAGAAAUCAGAUUAAGAAGCCAUGACGUCGUUGGCCCAGCAGCUGAAGAGGCUCGCGCUGCCUCAGAGCGACCCCAACCUGCUGACACGCAGAGAGGUCGCCUCGCUGCUCUUUGACCCCAAAGAUGCAGCGUCCAUGGACAGAAGCACCUUCUACGCCCUCGGCUGCACCGGGCUUGAGGAGCUGCUGGGAAUCGAACCUGCGUUCCUGGAGUUCCAGGACACGCUGUUCAGCCGGGCCUCGCUGACCCUGGAGCGCAGCGUUCAGUCCAAAGAGGUCAACGAGAAGCUGGACGCCGGCGUCUCGCUGUUCCUCGCCCGCCUCUGCCCGUACUUCCUCCUCAAACCGGCGCACAAGUGCAUCGAGUGGCUGCUCCACCGCUUCCACAUCCAGCUGUAUAACAGCGAGAGCCUGCUGGCGUGCGCCCUGCCGUACCACGACACCAACGUCUUCGUCCGAGUCGUGCAGCUCCUCCGCAUCAAAGACGCCACCAACCGCUGGAACUGGCUGCAAGGACUGCAGAAACCAGGCGUGCCGUUGUCCAGAGGAACCCUGAUCACCCACUGCCACUCAGACCUGAGCUUCAUGGACUUCAUCUGCUCACUGGUCACCAAGUCCAUCCAGGCGUACGCGGGCCACUCAGGAAGUUGCUCCCAGCUCCGAGUGAUCUUCUCCUUCUACGCCUCCACCAUCGUGGCCGCCCUGGACGCCGUGGACGCCGUGUCCGACACCAUCAUCGCCAAACUGCUGCCCUACGUCAACAAGGGUCUGAAGUCGGCGCUGACGGACUACAAAGCCGCCACCUACAUGAUCGUGUGCCAGCUGGCGGUGAAGGUGGUGAUGGAGGCGAGUCUGGUCGACACUCUGGCCGCCCACGUCGCCAAGUCUCUGCUCCGAGCGCCCGUGUUGGCCAGGGAGGGCGUGGGCUGCCUCACCGUGCUGCUGCAGAACCAGAAGGAGGGCGCUGCCGGGCCCAGAGCGUUUGAGCGUCUGGGUUCAAUGCCGGCGUUGGCGUCGACACUGCAGGCGAUGGCGGUGGCACAUGAUGUCACUCCUCUGCUGCGCUACCUGCUGCCUCACCUGAUCCACGCCGCCUUCACCUGCAGCUCAGGUGAGCAGCAGACGGAGGAUCUGGCCGUGUUGGAGUCAGUGCUGCAGUGCGUCCCUCUGACCGGCGGUCUGGACCGGACCGUUGCUCGUUUGCUGCUGGACGAGUACCUGAGUCAGACUCAGCUCUCAGCUGACGACAUGUCGGCAUCGGACCGCCGGCUGCUGCCUCUGGUGCGCCUGCUGGAGGCCAGGUACUGCGCCGCUCUGGACGCCGUCCUCGCCGCUCACGUCAGCAGCAGCGAGCAGAAACAUCUCUUCCACCGCUUCCUCUCUCUGUCCACGAGCAGCGGGAAAUACCAGAUAAUGGGCGACUCAGACACGUCUCUGCUCCUGAGCCUGAAACACCCGCAGCCGUCGGUUCGAGUCUCGGCCCUGGAGCACCUGAUGGACGCCACCGCCUCCGGACAGCAGCAGAGUCUGGACGAGAGCUUCCUGAAGGACGCCGUCCUGGAGCGCCUGCGGGACGACGUGCUGGAGGUCGUGGCCGCCGCGCUCAGAGUCCUGGAGGUGCUGUUGGAUGUGUUGGACCCCGAGGACGCCGUGUCGUCUUUACUGUCCCUGCUGCACCGCGUCGAUCUGUCAGCCGACGAGCAAUGGCUGCCGGUGCUGAAGGAGGCGGUGCGUUUGCUGUCCGACCCGCGGCUGGGAAAAGGGGACGUCGACCUGCUGCAGAGAACGGGCUGGAGCCUUCUGCCCUUCCUGGCGAUCACCUCCGUCUCGCAGCUCCGCCUCGCCGCCUGCAUCGCCAAAUCCUCCGUUAUCGCCCAACACCCGCUCACCCAGAACUGGGCUCAAGAGCUGGACGAGGUGACGGAGAAGAGCUCUGAACCCGACUUCGUAGGUUUGGCCAACGAGCGUCUGGUCUCCACGGUGACCACGAACCUGGCGAGCAUGGAGCACUUCUCCAGGCGGGACGCCCUGGAGCAGCUGUGUGUGUCGGUGGAGCAGCAGCAGCGCGGCGAGGGCCUCACGGCGAGGGUUUCCUUCCUGGUUCUGACCCGGUCUCUGCUGCUGGGCCUGGGCCAGCUGAGCGAGACGCAGCACCUGCUGACGGCUCAGAGGGUCUACACGCUGCUGGAGACGCCGCUGCUGGACGCCAUCAGGGACGCCACCGCCACCGCCGACGCUCAGGAAGUGGAGUGCCGUGGCUCCGCCCCCUUGUCCUUCUCUGCAGCUCUGGCUCAGUUCCUGCAGCAGCCGGACCGAACGUUCAGCGGCGUCCUCAUCUCUCUGCUCGGAGACUUCAUCUGCUCGCUCCGCUGCCAUGACAACUCCUUCAAAGGUGAGGCGUGGUGGAACCCAGAGAAGCUGGACACUAACACCUGCUGUUACCUGGGGCUCACCUGUCGCCUCUUCAGCCUCAUCAUGAGCGGCGCCGCCGAGGGGCCGGUUGCCGCCAGCUUCAGAGACCUAAUGAAGCUGCUCAUACAGGUUCACCUGCCCGAGCCGGCUAUGCUCUUCCGCUUCCUGUGCCUGCUGUGGGGAUACGGCAGUAACCAUGGAGACCAGCUGGACGUGAAGGUGGGCGCCGUCCUGCAGACUCAGGCGCUGUACAUGGGCGGAGCUCUGCUGAACGCCACGCCACCCGCCCUGAUGCAGGAGCUGCUCGCAGCCCACUCACCUGUGUUCCCGUCGUUGCUCUGCUGUCUCACGUCUCCGCUCCGUGAGGUCCGGAGGGCGGGCCUUGCUGCUCUGCAGAGCCUAUCAGCAGCCGGUGCGUCUCCCUUCCAGCCAAUCACAGAGAGGCUCCUGAAGACGUCCGAGGAGAUCCUGGCAGACCCGUCCUACCUGAGCCAGGCUCUCGGCGGUCUCCAUGACGACGUAGUUUCGGCCAGAGUGAAGUCCCAGCAGCAGAAGAAGCUGGAGGCGUCGCUGCAUCUUCUUCUGCAGAGCGUGCAGACGCCGUGCUGCCCAUCGUACAGCGCCGGAGGCCUACUGCGAGCUCUCAGCCUCGUCAACGGACCGAGCGUCCUGUCCCGCCUGCUGCCCGUUCUGGACCGGCUGCUGGAGCAGAGUGGUCCUGACGCCCCCUCCCUGCUGCGGGCCGAGGCCCAGCUCGUGCAGCUGAUCCUGGGGAAGUUCAGCGAGGCUUCGGCGCCGCUGCUGGCCGAGGACCACAACUGUUUGGAUCUGUUCGUCAGAGCGCUGAGGAGCUCGGCUCAGCCGCACGCAGACAUCCCCAGCUGCCAGAUCACCGCCCUGGAACAGAUGACGAAGCCGUUGUUUUCGGCGCUCGGCGACACGGCGGCGGUGCAGCAGAAGCUGCUGGCGGUGAUGUUCGACGUGUUGGUGGAGAGCCGGAGUCCUCUGGUGGCCAACACCGUCAGCAGCGCCUUCAAAGGGAUCGCGGUGGACGCCCAGCUGGUGGCCAAUGAGCUCGCUCCGCCGGAGAAACCCAAAGUGAGCGUGACGGUGCAGCAGAGCCGCCGCAGCCGGAUGACUCAGAGAAAGCCUCAGGAGGCGGCCGGCGGUGAUGGCGGUGGCGGUGGCGGCCCAGACGGCGGCGCCGUGCCGUGGCGGAGAGUCACUCUGAUCCUGGAGCUGCUGCAGCACAAGAAGAAGCUGCAGAGAGCGCAGACGCUGGUACCUGCUCUGUUCUCGCUGCUCGCCAGGUCUCUGGAGGUGUGUCCUGGUGAUCACACCAACAUGGAGUACACCAAGCAGCUGCUGCUCAGCUGUCUGCUCAACGUCCUGCACAAGCUGAGUCCAGACGGCAGCGCCGUGGCAACCGACGUGCUGGAUGAGGAGAAGUUCAGCGUGGAGCUGGUGGUUCAGGUCAUCAGAGCGUCCGACAUGCCGCAGACGCAUCACCACGCUCUGCUGCUGCUCGGCGCCGCCGCCGCCAUCUUCCCCGAGAAAGUUCUUCACAACAUCAUGCCGAUCUUCACCUUCAUGGGCGCCAACAUCAUGCGUCUGGACGACGCCUACAGCUUCCGGGUCAUCGACCGGACCGUGCAGAUGGUCAUUCCUGCUCUGAUCCAGGCCCAGCAGCUGUCUGACGGUAGUGCUUCGUCUCCCCUUGUUGCCGUGGUGACGCGGAUCAUGCACGUGUUUGCCGACGCUCUCCCCCACGUACCGGAGCACCGGCGGCUGCCCAUCCUCCGUCAGCUGGUGACCACGCUGGGUCCCGCCCACUUCCUCUGGGUUCUGAUGCUGCUGCUGUUCAAGCUGCACGCCACUCAGAGCGCCGCACAGAGCGCCGCCAGUGACAAGGAUGAAGCUCUGGAGAAAGACGUGGACUUCUGGAUUUCUCUCUGCUGUGAGUUCUCGGUAAACGAUCAGCUGACCUCCAUCAUCAACAUCCUCAACUUCCUCCUGCAGCUGCCGGACGACAGCGACGAUGCUCCCGUGCAGCGCUCCGUGGGCCGCCGUGGAGCCCCAAAGAGGAAGAAGAGUCCGGAGGAGGAAGUGCUGGACCUGAUCUUCAGUCCGGAGGCUCACAGCAGCAAAGAGCUGAGACACUUCAAGUUCCUCUCGGUCUGCUUCAUGGCCCAGCUGCUCGGAUCCAGCAGCUUCAUCGGGAAGGUUUCAGACCGAGGAGACGUGGAGGACGAGUCUCUGCAGUCUCUGCAGCAAAGGCUGCUGGAGGAGAUCCUUCGCUACGUCCACAGCGUUGCUCGCUGCGUUGAGAACAGCGCCGACAAACCCACCGCCAAGUUCUGGAGGGUUCUGCUCAACAAAACCUACGAUGUUCUGGAUAAGGUGAACUCCCUGUUGCCCACGGAUACCUUCAUCACGGUGAUGAGGGGGCUGAUGGGUAACGAUCUGCCGUCGGUGCGGAGGAAAGCCAUGGAGCUGCUCAACAACAAACUGACGCAGCGCACGCCGUGGGACGACUCGCAGGUCUCCGUGCUGCUGCAGCUGACCGACGACCUGCUGAGCAUUGUGGGUAAACGCGGCGGUGCGGAUGCGGAGCCUGCGAUCAACCGGCAGACGGCGCUGUACAGCCUGAAGCUGCUGUGCCGCGGCGUGGGCUCCCAGCGCCGCGACGCCUUCGGCCCCGUGCUGCUGCGGGCCGUCGACAUCGUCGCCGCGGGAGACGAGGACAGGAACGUGACGGGCAGCGCGCUGCUCUGCGUCGCCGAGCUGGUCGGCACGCUCAAGGCCCUCGCCAUCCCACAGUUACCAAGGUUGAUGCCGGCGGUGCUGCAGGCCCUGACAGACAGGAAGGAGCUGCUGACCAAUGAGAUCUACCUGCUGAGCGCCGUCACGGCGCUGCAGCGCGUCACCGAGACGCUUCCCCACUUCAUCAGCCCGUACCUGGACGACGUCACCCAGCAGGUGUGUCGGCUGACCCGUUUCGUGGCGUCUCCGUCUCCGUCCUCGGCGGCGUCCCAGCUGGCGGUGCGUCUGGCGUCCCUCCGGAGCACGCUGGCCACAGCGCUGCCCCCCCGCGUCCUGCUGCCCACCGUCGCCCGCUGCUACAGCAGCAUGGUGCUCGACAGGAAGGAACAGCUGGCGGCGCUGCUGGGCGUCCUGAAGCAGCACAUUGGUCAGAUGGAGAAAGAGCCGCUCAGCUUCCACCAAUCAGAGCUCACGUCCUUCUUCCUCAGCGCGCUGGACUUCAGAGCCCAACACUGCCAGGGCGAUCUGAAGAAGACGGCGGAGAUUGAAGGCUGCGUGAUCGACUGUCUGAUCGCCAUGGUGAUGAAACUGUCCGAGGUCACGUUCAGGCCGCUCUUCUUCAAGCUGUUGGACUGGAGUAAGUCGGGCAGCACCGAGCGUCUGCUGACUUUCUACCGCCUGUCGGACUUCAUCGCCGAGAGACUCAAAGGACUCUUCGUGCUGUUUGCAGGAAACCUGGUGAAACCGUUCGCCGACCUGCUGCGCCAGACCAACGGCUCCCAGACCGAUGCGUUGUUGUUUGAGUCGUGUGGUGAGGAGAAGGUCAGUCUGCUGCUCAGCUUCGUCCUCGACUGUCUCCAGAAGAUCUUCCUCUUCGACACGCAGAGAUUCCUGAGCAGAGAGAGAGCAGACGCUCUGCUGACCCCCCUGGUAGACCAGCUGGAGAACAGUGUGGGAGGACAGCAGGCGUAUGAGCAGAGGGUGACCCAGCACCUGGUUCCCUGUGUGGGUCAGUUCUCGGUGGCGCUGGCCGACGACGCUCUGUGGAAAACUCUCAACUACCAGAUCCUCCUGAAGACCCGGCACGCCGACUCCAAGGUGCGUUUCUCAGCGCUGGUGAUGCUGAUGGAGCUGGCCUCCAAACUGAAGGAGAACUACAUGGUGCUGCUGCCAGAAACCAUCCCCUUCCUCGCUGAACUGAUGGAGGAUGAGUGUGAGGAGGUGGAGCAGCAGGUCCAGAAGGUGGUUCAGGAAAUGGAAAACAUCCUCGGAGAACCGCUGCAGAGCUACUUCUAACAGACACACAUACACACACACACACACACACACACACACACACACACACACACACACACACGCACACACACAGAGACACAGACACACAGACACACACACACACACGCACACACACAGAGACACACACACACACACACACACGCAUUUCUUUCUGUGAUCUGAUGUGAAAUUUGUACUUUUGUGCAAAAAAUAAAUAUUUUUUUGUCAAAGCU